Molecule: messenger RNA, 1572 nt
Organism: Cladophialophora psammophila CBS 110553
Lineage: Eukaryota; Fungi; Ascomycota; Eurotiomycetes; Chaetothyriales; Herpotrichiellaceae
Exons: 2
Coding region: 1-1572 (523 amino acids)
Biological process (GO): transmembrane transport
Molecular function (GO): transmembrane transporter activity
Source: RefSeq, a predicted model, not a curated record
AUGGCAGAUAGCGCACCCAUUGAUGUUGCUGAGCCUCGCAGCGGUCCGCAAGAGAUCCGUCCCCGCGAUGAAAACGAAUCCGAAAGGACGGUCAACAUUGAGGAGAGCCCUUCCACUCUGCCGAAGUUGGACGAGCCCCCUCCAGACGGCGGAUAUGGCUGGGUAUGCGUCGCUUGCAACUUCUUCAUCAAUGGACACACCUGGGGAAUCAACUCCUCAUACGGCGUCUUUCUCUCCUACUAUCUCAACAACAACUAUUUUCCGAACACAUCUGCUCUGGCGUACGCUUUUAUCGGCGGCCUUUCCAUCUCCCAGGCUAUGCUCGUUGCCCCUCUAGCCACACGCAUCAUUCACCUCUACGGUUCCAAAGUAUGCCUUCACCUGGGCGUAUUCUUUGAAACCCUCUCCCUGAUUGGCGCUAGCUUCGCCACCCGGAAAUACCAGAUCAUCCUGGCCCAGGGGUUUUGCUUCGGCUGGGGCAUGGGAUUUCUGUUUGUGGGCUCCGUUGGUAUUAUAGCGCAGUGGUUUACCAACAAACGCAGCGUGGCCAAUUCUAUCGCCGCGGCGGGUUCAGGUCUCGGCGGAUUGAUGUACUCCCUCGUAACACAGCGAAUCAUCGAUACAAUGGGUCUUCCUUGGGCAUUUCGCAUCCUAGGAAUCUGCUCAUUCGCAGUCAAUUUGACUGCGUCAAACCUCAUUCGUGACCGCAACAAACAAACGGGUUCGCGCCAUAAGGGAUUUGACACCAAAAUCCUCUCCCGACCCGAGUUUCUGCUCGUCCAAGGUUGGUCCUGGUUCAGCAUGUUCGGUUACACCAUCCUGCUCUUCUCACUGCCUGCCUACGCGCGUUCAAUCGGACUGAGCGCAAAACAAGGUUCAGUCCUCGGCGCCGUCUUGAACUUGGGCCAAAUGCUUGGACGCCCUUUCAUCGGUCUAUCUUCCGAUCGCUGGGGCCGGAUCAACCUUGCUACGUUCUUGAGUCUCUUGUGCGGCGUUUUUUGCUUCGCCUUCUGGAUCCCCGCCGAAAUAGUCUCGUCGCCAAUGGGAUUGUUGUGUUUCUUCGCUAUUGUUGGUGGUGCUUUAGCAGGGACUUUCUGGACGACCAUUGCCCCCGUCGGCGCCGAGGUGCUCGGCCUUCAGGAUUUACCUGCAGGGUUGUCGCUAACGUGGCUGCUCAUGGUUCCACCCACGACGUGUGCAGAACCGAUUGCUUUGGAGCUUCGACGCAGGAACACCGAGAAUUGGAUAUACCUCCCGCCCCAGAUUUUCACCGCCUUCAUGUAUAUUGGGGCAGGACUGUGCCUAUGGGUGGUCAGAGGAUGGAAAGUCGGCGAGUUGAAGUGGAAGGCAAGAUUGGUGAGGGAAAGAGAGCGAAGGCAAGAGAGGAUUCUGCUGGACGAGAAGCAGUCUGUGACGGAGAAAGAUGGUGCAGGAGGAUUGAAAAUGCAGGACGAGAAUAGGAAUGAAACCGAUCGUGAUGUUGACGAGGUCGAGGUCCGACAGUUCAUGAAAAGGGAGAUUUGGGGGCCGCGGAAUCUCCUCAAAAAUAUGAUUGCAUGGCAAGUUGUGUAG